Messenger RNA from Coprinopsis cinerea okayama7#130, 1140 nucleotides. RefSeq lists its product as hypothetical. The coding region runs from base 1 to 1140 and encodes 379 amino acids. The record is from RefSeq and is a predicted model, not a curated record. The transcript is spliced from 4 exons. Lineage: Eukaryota; Fungi; Basidiomycota; Agaricomycetes; Agaricales; Psathyrellaceae.
AUGCAACAAUGUCAUAACCCACUAGAACCGUCUCCUCAAUCACUGCAACAUAGAGCGCGUAUCGCUCAGCUCAUUUCGCCCUUACGACGCGUCAAACCCAGGGUACCGUUCUGGCAACUCGCCGCGCAUCGAAUACCGACGCUUUGGGGGUUGUAUAGAGGGUUGAGAAAAUAUGCUGACGAUAAACAGAUUCGAUGGAGGAUAAGGAAGCUAUUCGAGAAACACCGACACCAGACUGGGUCACAGAAGACGAUAGAGUGUUUGAAACAGGGCUAUAAAUGGUUAGAAACGUUCAAACGGGCGUCUCAAGGCGACACCAAACUCAAGGAGGUCCUUACGCGCUACAGCCGGUUAAUCGAGGCAAAACGGGAGAAGGAGCACUGGAAGCAGGUGUUGCGCGAAGAAGUGGAAUGGUUAGAGCGCCUCCGAACGAAACCGAUUCUCACCGGCUCGAUCCAACGCGCCUCGCGCGACAACCGACCCCUCCCCCGCCUCUACCCCCAGCCCAAACAGUUCGCCUCCAUGUUCAUUAAACGCAGACGCAAGCGUGAACUCCGUCUCGCGCGCCAGCGCCGCCAUUCCGAGGAACUACAGGAUCUCGCGCGAGAAGCCAGGUUCGAGGAAGGUCUACAGCGAGAGGCUGGUCCAGCCGCUGUUCCAACCGUCUUUGGAAGGGACGCCAGCGGCGAGUGGCAAGCCCCUCUCCGAACGACGCUGAAGGAGAUCGAGGUGUCGUUCUAUAGGGAUGAAGCCCGUCUCAAGGCGCCCAUCACACCGGAGAUCGUAGCCACCGCUGCGAAAGCGCGCGCGUUCAAGGUCGCGAAUUUCACCUAUCUGAAGGAGCAGCAGCGUAAAGGCCUCAUCAUCCCCUAUACCCUCAAACGGAUGCGCCAAGGACCCCCAGCCCACGUUCUGUGCAAGAUGACGGAGAAGCAGAAGGCGAUGGAUAGGCUCGUGAGGAUGCCGAGUGAGGGUGGGUAUACGGGCAGGAUGAAGAGGAAGAUAGGCGUGAAGCUGAAGAGCGGGGAUUUGUGGAGGGAAGAGGUGAAGGCCAGCGAGGAGGGAUUGGCGAGGGAGCGGGUAGUGAUGAAGGAGAACGAGCGACGUGCGAGGGAGUGCGCCGAUUUGGCUGGAGCCUAG